Salvelinus namaycush (lake trout) is the source of this 2365-nucleotide messenger RNA. RefSeq names its product zinc finger and BTB domain-containing protein 7B-like. The record is from RefSeq and is a predicted model, not a curated record. The transcript has 5 exons. Gene Ontology annotation, molecular function: DNA-binding transcription factor activity, RNA polymerase II-specific; RNA polymerase II cis-regulatory region sequence-specific DNA binding; protein binding. NCBI's taxonomy places the organism in Eukaryota, Metazoa, Chordata, Actinopteri, Salmoniformes, Salmonidae. Gene Ontology annotation, biological process: regulation of transcription by RNA polymerase II; positive regulation of gene expression. The coding region runs from base 191 to 2365 and encodes 724 amino acids.
CCAGGAAGUACAGAAGCCGGUCAGGUGGGACGCGACGAGAUAACAUAGGUGACACCGGCGCACAGCUUUGUAUCCCUGGAAACCUUUUGGCUCUGCUGGAGAAGAACAGAAACAGGAAGAAGUGGAAAAUAGAGAGGGAGGAAGAGAGCAGGGACCCGUCCUCCUCUGAGUUUAUGGACUGGAGGUGGCGAUGUCUCCAGGAGAGGACGGUCUGAUCGGGAUCCCCUUCCCAGAGCACAGCAGCGAGAUCCUGUUCCGCCUUAACGCCCAGCGCAGGGCGGGGCUACUCUGUGACCUCACCCUGACCUCGCGGGGUGCCCGCUACCCCACCCACCGCUCUGUCAUGGCUGCCGUCAGCCUCUACUUCCGCGGGCUGUUUGGGGCGGAGGAGGGGGCCGAGGCAGGGGGUGAGGCGGGGGGAGGAGGAGGGUUCAGUGUGUGCCAGCUGGACUGUGUAGCGCCCGAUGCCCUGGAUGCCCUGCUGGAGUUUGCCUACACGGCCACCCUGACCAUCCGCAGCUCUGGCAUGAGAGACGUGUUGAGAGGAGCUCAGUUACUGGGGAUCCAGUGUGUGGUUGAUGCCUGUAGAGACAUACUGGGGGAGACGGCGGGAGAGGUGGAGUGGGAGACGGGGGAGGAGAGGGUACAGGUGGAGAGGGAGAGAAGGGUGGAGAGGGGGAUGAAGAAAGGCUCCCGGAGGAAGAUAGACAGACGGAGAGUCACCAAGGUGGAGUCAUCGCACCACCAGCCACUGCCUCAUCGCCCGAACAUCAACACACACCAGCACCCCUCCACUCCUCCUCCACACCCCUCACCUGUUCAAGAUGGGGCCCACUCUCAUCCCUCCACCCGACCCCCCACCCCUGAGCAGGAUGAACACCCCCCCACCACGGGACACAACGGGGAGAGGAAGCAGGGCAGGGAUGCAGGGAGAGGGAGUACAGCAGUCAACGGAGGGGUGCACUGGCCUCAGGAGCGACUCCUCGCCCCCCACCCCCCUCUCCCCCUCUCAGACGACAGGCUGUCAGAAGACGAGGAGGAGAUGGAGGGAGUGGGGAACGGUGGGGUGGCCAGCUUUACUUCCGCCCCCCUGGCAGAGCAAGGGGUGGCCACGGGGGCAGGAGGAGGGGGUAGGAAGAGGAAGUCUCAGACCCCCCAGCAGUGUCCUGUCUGUCAGAAGAUCAUCCACGGAGCAGGGAAGCUGCCCAGACACAUGAGAACACACACCGGGGAGAAACCAUUCGAGUGCUCUACCUGCGGGGUCCGCUUUACCAGGAAUGACAAGUUGAAGAUCCACAUGCGUAAACACACAGGGGAGCGUCCGUACCCUUGCCCCCACUGCCCCGCCCGCUUCCUGCAUUCCUACGACCUGAAGAACCACUUGUCUCUCCAUAGUGGGGCACGCCCCUUCGAGUGCCCGCUCUGCCACAAGGCCUUCGCCCGCGAGGACCACCUCCAGCGCCACCGCAAGGGCCUCAGCUGCCUGGAGGUCCGUACCCGGGCACGGCCGAGGCGCGGACCUGGGGCUGACCACGGGGAUGAGGGCAGAAGGGCUAGAGGAGGAGGAAGAGGGUAUUCUCCAGACCAACUCGACCCGCUGGAGAAUCUGGCCCUGCAGCCCCACGCCUCAGUAUUCCACCCCCGUGUUGGAAUGGUUGGCCUAGGGGAUGGGGCUGAGGCUGGGGCUGGAGGUCAAAUGGUGUUCCAGGAGGAGGCUGACAGGGAGCAAGCUAUAGCCCUCCUAGGGCCUCACAGGUUACCCUACCCUGGUCUGCUGUGGAGAGGCCUGGAGCUGGGGGGUGUCCACAGUGACCUGACCCAGGGUAUCCACAGUGACCUGACCCAGGGUAUCCACAGUGACCUGACCCAGGGUGUCCACAGUGACCUGACCCAGGGUGUCCACAGUGACCUGACCCAGGGUGUCCACAGUGACCUGACCCAGGGUAUCCACAGUGACCUGACCCAGGGUAUCCACAGUGACCUGACCCAGGGUGUCCACAGUGACCUGACCCAGGGUAUCCACAGUGACCUGACCCAGGGUAUCCACAGUGACCUGACCCAGGGUAUCCACAGUGACCUGACCCAGGGUAUCCACAGUGACCUGACCCAGGGUGUCCACAGUGACCUGACCCAGGGUGUCCACAGUGACCUGACCCAGGGUGUCCACAGUGACCUGACCCAGGGUAUCCACAGUGAUCUGACCCAGGGUGUCCACAGUGACCUGACCCAGGGUAUCCACAGUGACCUGACCCAGGGUGUCCACAGUGACCUGACCCAGGGUGUCCACAGUGACCUGACCCAGGGUAUCCACAGUGACCUGACCCAGGGUAUCCACAGUGAUCUGACCCUGGGUUUGACACAGUGA